UGAAUCCUCCUUCCUAAAGCGGAAGUGUUUUAAUUUUUGACUCGGCUCCAUUUUGUUGAGAAACGAAAUCGUGUUUUUAAGGUAGAAGCGGUAAUAUUGAUGUCACACUACAAUAACUGUUGACAGAGGUCUCGGCUGUGUGCAUACUUUACUAACAUUCAAAGAUGGAGAAUCCGGAUCAGGACACCGAUAAUGAGUCCCCACCCGCAAAAAUACGUAAACUCCAGGGCAAGAGAUCAGAAUCACCAGCACCUAGCUGUAUCUCCAUGAAGAGUCAUGAGUCUAUUGAGCCUCCCUUGGAUUUUAAAGAUGGAGGGUCAUCAACUAAACACACUGUUUUACAGGAGGAAGAAAAGAACAUCACAGAUACAGAGCAUGGCCCAGAAUCUGUGGCUGUAGAUGAAUUCCAGAAAAACUUAAAAUUAUAUCUGAUGAAGUUAUUUCAGUAUUUGCAUGGAGUAAUGUUAGGCCCUGGGAACCGAACACUCCUGUGUGAGAUCUACACAGAGCUCUAUAUCACAGAGGGAGACAGUGGAGAAGUUAAUAAUGAACAUGAGGUGAGACAGAUUGAGGCAGCAUUCAGGAGAACAACAACAGAGGAAACACCAAUCAAAUGCAAUGACAUCUUUAAGCCUUUAUCUGAACAAGAUGAAUCCAUCAGAACUGUGCUGACGAAGGGAGUCGCUGGCAUCGGGAAAACAGUCUCUGUGCAGAAGUUCAUUCUGGACUGGGCUGAAGGGGAAGCAAAUCAGGACAUUCACUUCAUAUUUCCACUUCCUUUCAGAGAGCUGAAUUUGAUGAAGGACCAGAAAUGGAGUCUGAUGGAGCUCCUUCAUGUCUUUUUUAAGGAAACAAUAGAAAACGAAAUGUUGAGUUCAAAAAAGGUUUUGUUCAUUUUUGAUGGAUUGGAUGAGUGUCGUUUUCCUCUAGAUUUCCAGAACACAGUGAAAGUGUGUGAUGUAACUGAAUCAGCAUCAGUGCCUGUGCUGCUGAUAAACCUGAUCAGAAGGAAUCUGCUUCCCUCUGCUCUCAUCUGGAUCACCUCCAGAUCUGCAGCAGCUGAUCAAAUCUCCUCUGACUAUGUGCAUCGUGUCACAGAGGUACGAGGGUUCAGUGACCCACAGAAGGAGGAGUACUUCAGGAAGAGGAUCAGUGAUCAGAGCCUGGCCAAUAACAUCAUCACACACCUGAAGUCAUUAAGAAGCCUCUACAUCAUGUGUCACAUCCCAGUCUUCUGCUGGAUUUCAGCCACUGUUCUACAGAGAAUGUUGGGUGAAGCAGAGAGUGGAGAGAUCCCCAAGACUCUGACUCAAAUGUACACACACUUCCUCAUCAUUCAGACAAACAUCAUAAGAGAAAAAUACUCAAAGAAGCAGGAGAGUGAUGAAGAAUUGCUUCUUAAACUGGGACAACUAGCUUUUCAGCAGUUUAUAAAAGGGAACCUGAUCUUCUAUGAAGAAGACCUGAGAGAGUGUGGCAUCGAUGUGACAGAAGCAGCAGUGUACUCAGGUGUGUGUACACAGAUCUUCAGAGAAGAGCUUGGGCUUCAUCAGAGUAAAGUGUACUGCUUUGUACAUCUGAGUGUUCAUGAGCACCUCGCAGCUCUGUAUGUGCACCUGACCUUCAUGAUGGAAAAUAGGAAUGUUCUUAAACAGAAUCAGCUCUCUGAACAGGAGAUAAAAGAAAAUAUAAUCUCACAUUUACACAAGAGUGCUGUAGAUCAGGCUUUAGAAAGUCAGACUGGACAACUGGAUCUUUUCCUUCGCUUUCUUCUGGGUCUCUCACUGAAGUCCAAUCAGAAACUCCUACAUGCUUUAGUAACCCAGACAGGAAGUAGCUACCAAAGUGUAAAGCAUUCUGUUCAAUACAUUAAGAAGAAGAUCAGUGAAGAUCUUCCUACAGAGAAAUCCAUUACUCUCUUCCACUGUCUAAAUGAACUGGGUGAUAAUUCUUUAGUGGAGGAAAUUCAGCACUACCUGAAGUCUGGAAAACAAAGUGAACUCUCUUCUGCACAGUGGUCUGCUCUGGUGUUUGUGUUACUGACAUCAGCACAGGAGCUAGAAGAGUUUGACCUGAGUAAAUAUAUCAGCACAGAUAAGAUCACAGAAGCUGUUCUUCUGAAGGUGAUGCCUGUGAUUGCAGAAUCCAGAAAAGCAAGCAUCAUGUGCGAUUCACUUGGAGUAAAAAGUUGGUCAGCUCUGGUCUCAGUGUUCAGAUCAAAAACCUCCAGUCUGAGAGAACUACAUCUGACUGUGAAAACACUGGAUCUAUCUUUUAAUAACCUAGGAAACUCUGGAGUGAAUAGUCUCUCUGCUGUACUGGAGAACCCCCACUGUAAACUGGAGAUACUGAGGUUAUGUGAUUGUGGUGUAUCAGCUGAAGGCUGUGCUGCCCUGACUUCAGCUCUGAGAUCAAACCCUUCACACCUGAGAGAGUUGAAUCUGUCCUGGAGUAAUAUAGGAGACUCAGGAGUGAAAUGUCUUUCUUCUGUACUGGAGAAUCCUCAAUGUAAACUACAGAUACUGGGGAUACGUGAUUGUGGUGUAUCAGCUGAAGGCUGUGCUGCUCUGACCUCAGCUCUGAGAUCAAACCCUUCACACCUGAGAGAGUUGAAUUUGUCCUCCAAUAAACUAGGAGACUCAGGAGUGGAGUGUCUUUCUGCUGUACUGGAGAAUCCUCAAUGUAAACUACAGAUACUGGGGUUGUGUAAUUGUGGUGUCUCAGCUGAAGGCUGUGCUGCUCUGACUUCAGCUCUGAGAUCAAACCCUUCACACCUGAGAGACCUGAAUCUGUCCUGGAGUAAAAUAGAUGACUCAGGAGUGAAGUGUCUUUCUGAUGUAUUGGAAAAUCCUCAAUGUAAACUAGAGAUAUUGAGGUUGCGUGAUUGUGGUGUCUCAGAUGAAGGCUGUGCUGCUCUGACUUCAGCUCUGAGAUCAAACCCCUCACACCUGAGAGAACUGGAUCUGUCCGAAAAUAACAUGGGACACUCAGGAAAGAAGAUGAUUUCUGCGCUUAAGGAUGAUGAACAUAACGAACUACAGACUCUGUGGAUAUAGUGAACAUCUUUUAACACUCUGGCACCCCUGGAGCAGGUGAGCUUAAGGGCCUUGUUCAAGGACCCAAUGUUGAUGUCUCAGCAGCUUGUUGGCUUGAACACCUGACCUGCUGAUCAGUAACCCAAAGCCUUAACCACUGAACCAUCACGUCCCCGUUUAAUUGAUUGUGAUUAAAUACAAUGUUGUCAUUCUUUUUGUUGCUUAAUAUUGUAAAAAAAAAAAAUUUAAAAACUGUUACGUUCAAAAAUGUUUACAUUCAAAAACACUUUUUAUAUUUAAAAUAAUAUUUUUACACUAUUUAUUUUAGAAGGGAAUAUAAACAAAUUUGUCAUUUAAAUUAAAUCACCCCAUCAUAUUGGUUUAAUACCAUAACCCAACAUUGUACAGUUCACACAAUCCAGACUGGUUCACACUGCACCAAACACUAGAUUACAGAAAUGCAGAAAACAUAAUGCUUUUUUUGCUAUAAUGAUGUCCAAAAGAAGGAUUGUAGGUUUAGUUACUUUUUUAGUACAAGAGAUGUUUUGCUUAGUGUUAAAUUGUUACUGUUACAUUUAUGCCUGCCUUUUCCUUCUAUUAGAUUUUUUUUUAUACAUUAGCAGUGCUAUCUUUAGAAUACCUUGCACACCCUAAACAUUUCAUAUUUUAAAUUUAGUUACUUUUUUACUUUUUUAUGGUCAUUCAAUUCAUGGUCAUUGUGAUAUGUCACAUUGUUUCUUCAUUUCUGCCUGUCUUAUUUUAAUGGAAUUAUAAUGGCAAGUCAAGAUCAUGUCAUUUUGCCCUGAAAAAGAUUUCCUUUGCUCUUAUAAAAUUUAAGUCUGCUCAUGCACAGAUUUACGUUGUUCAUGCACAAAAUUGUUUGCACUCACACAAAAUCUUGCUUCUCAAGUACAUACCUGCAUUCAAAUAACUAUCUAAAUGUGCUGGAUGUCCUAACGGAAUCUAAAGUGAAGCAAAUGUACCCGGGGAAAAUGAUAUAACUACAGCUUAGUAUUUCACAUAUUAAUAAAGAACGCUGUACUAAUACAGUAACUGGAAUUGGCUGAUGAACCAUUUUAAUUAAUACAUUAUGUAAGGAAUUGUGGAUGUGCACAUUGUCACUCCAGCUGUACUGUAUCUAAUACCAAAAUGUGGAGACCCUUUGAACAAUUCAUAAAAUAUGGCAGGUCUUAUGUUCCAGAUAAUUAAUUAUGAUCAAGCCUGCAAAAAGGAUUUGCCAGCGGGUAGUAAGAAGAGAUAAGGCAUGAUCUGAAAAAUAAAUGAUCAUAUAUUUUUCAUCAGUGUAACAUAUUUUGCCCCAUAUGUAGAAUUAAAUAAUGAAUGAAUAUCAGCAGGCACACUAGUUAUCUAUGUAGUAACACAAAAAGUCACAAAAAGCUUUUGUUGUCAUUUCAACCAUGCACAGUUGAUCCAGUACACAGUAAAAUGGAACAACAUUCCUUUAAGGCCAAGAUGCCACAUAAACCCAUAACUAAGUAUACGACAUAGACCUAAUGUACAGUAGACAGUACUACAUAAAAUGCAUGUGUGUAAACAGUGUGUUAGAAAUUACACUCAACCCAGAUUCCAGUUCAAGAUAUAGUCAAGUUUAUUUAUAAAGCAUUUUUUUAAAACAACAAGUGUUUAUCAAAGUGCUGUACAUACAUAAAGUAAACAUGGUUUAUUAAUACAAACACAAAUAAAAGAAAAAUACUAAAGACACAAUAAAAAAGAAAGCAGCUCUCACAUGGCAUCGUACAGUACAUACGCCAGACUGUAAAAGUAAGUUUUUAGGGCAGAUUUAAAGACCUCAAGUGUUUGAGCCUGUCUAAUAUAGAGAGGCAAACUGUUCCAGAGCUUUGGGGCAGCACCUGCAAAGGCUCGGUUCCCCCCGCUCUUCAGUUUCACUCUUGGAACAGCUAAGAGCAAAUGGUCAGCAGACCUUAGUGCUCUUGAUGGAGCAUACAGAUUAAUCAAAUCUGAUAAGUAACUUGGCACUGACCCAUUAAGAGAUUUAAAAACAAGCACCAAUAUUUUAAAAUGAAUCCUAUAAUUCAGGAAGCCAGUGAAGAGACGCGAGAAUGGGAGAGAUAUGUUCCCGCUUUCAUGUGACCGUCAAUAGGCGAGCUGCCACAUUCUGGACCAUUUGCAGUCUGGAGAGAGAGAGGCCUGAUUAAUACCUAAAUAAAGGCUGUUACAGUAAUCAAGGCGAAUUGAGAUGAAAAAUAUGCACAACUCUCUGAAAGUCCUUAGAGGACAGGAAAAGUUUCACCUUGGUGAGUUGUCUCAAUUGGAAGAAACAUGAUUUAACUACUAAAUUAAUCUGUUUUUCCAAUUUAAAAUCACAAUCCAUAACAACACCUACAUUUUUUUUACAAAGGGCUUAAAGAGUUCAUAACCAAAUAGGGAUUAAAUAUCAUAGAGAAAUAUGUUUAGAACACUAAAUUAAUAAAUGUUCAUCAAUUUUAAUCAAGGAAGCGGUAGCAGAAAAUCAAGGACCAUCUCUGAGCAUAAUCUUGGAGGUGUUUUUUACAUAACUGUCCUUCUUGCUCCAUCGCUAUUCAUUCUGACAAAAUUAUUUAUUACCAAUGGUUGGAGACACUGAUUUUCUAUCAUUGUAAUAGAACUUUUGUUUUCCAUAUAUCAUAUCUUCACAUUUCAAAUUUCCAAUUAUUCCCAUUUUCCACAUAGAUUUGAGGAUAAAUAAGAAAACUUAUUAGUAUCAGCUAGAACUUUAUACAAAGUAUAAAGUUGAGAAUAAAAGUUAAUAUACACAUUUAUACUACAAUUAUGAUUUGCCCAGAUCUGCUUAGUAACACUAACUCUCUUUAUUGACACUUGCUGUCAUCACAUCCUUUUAGAUAUAUCUUUUUGCCUUUUAUUUUUUUUACAACAAACAAGACUGCACUGAAGUUAGUUAACCCCUAGACGUCCCAGCCUUGAUUUGACUGAAGCAUAUCAAAGCAGAGAUAAAUCUAGACUCUAUAAGUCUUCCUUGCUUAUUGCUAUCUGAUGCACUUCAAUGAUUUUUGCCUAUAAAUCUUUUUUUGCUUUUAUUUCUUUGCAUCUGAAUAGCCUGGUACUAACUGAAUUAAUCAGACAUUAAUGGGAUUGUAGAGAUGUUGAAAGGCCUUAGAAUUAAAUAACCCUCAAGUAAUUUUUCAGUUCUAUUUCACAUUUUUAGCUCUAUACAUGUAUAAAAAAGUGUGUGUGUGCUCAUGUCACUUGAUUUUCAGUUUUCAAUCACCUCUAGACUUCUCUAUGUCUGGCCUAUGAUUGACUGGAAUGACUAUGUUAUUGUGUAUAUUGUGUAAAUUUAGAUUCAGAGUAUUCUUUGUGAUUAAAAACUUUUAUGCCA
Messenger RNA from Tachysurus fulvidraco (yellow catfish), 6393 nucleotides. Its product is annotated as NACHT, LRR and PYD domains-containing protein 12-like. Bases 165 to 3056 code for a protein of 963 amino acids. NCBI's taxonomy places the organism in Eukaryota, Metazoa, Chordata, Actinopteri, Siluriformes, Bagridae. The transcript has 11 exons. The record is from RefSeq and is a predicted model, not a curated record. Gene Ontology annotation, molecular function: protein binding.